AUGCCAAGAUUGGAUACAAAUAUUGUGAUGAAUAAACUACCUCUCAAAGAAGGUUGUUCUCCAGUUAGACAAAAGCUCAGAAGAACUCGUCUAGACAUGUCUAACAAAACUCGAGAAGAGGUGCUUAAACAAUUUGAUGCAGGUUUUUUAGCAGUGAUAGAUUAUCUACCUUGGAUAGCUAACAUCGUGUCGGUGCCCAAGAAGGACGAUAAAGUAUGCAUGUGUGUGGAUUAUCAGGAUCUAAAUAAAGCAAGUCCCAAAGACGAUUUCCUGUUACCUCACACAGAUGUUUUGAUGGAUAAUACAACUCAAGCUUCGGUAUUCUCAUUCAUGGAUGGCUUCUCAAGUUAUAAUCAGAUUAAAAUGGCACCCGAGGAUAUGGAAAAGACUACUUUCAUGACUCAUUGGGGCACUUUUUGUUAUAAGGUAAUGUCUUUCGGUCUAAAGAACGUAGAGACAACUUACUAA
Vicia faba (fava bean) is the source of this 468-nucleotide messenger RNA. Lineage: Eukaryota; Viridiplantae; Streptophyta; Magnoliopsida; Fabales; Fabaceae. The record is from the annotation of a GenBank genome assembly.